CGACAACAGCAGUGUCGGAUCUGUGUAAUCAUCUCUUCUCUUUUAUGCCCGCUCGGUUCUUCCUUCUUUUGUGACUCGUUCUUAUUUGCUGGAUAUCCUCGCCUUUCGAGAGUCCUCACACUCAUUAACAACAUCUUGCGGCACUCUCGACAUACUUGAUAAACCCUCCCGUCCUGCUCUACAUCGUCUCUUAGACUGGACUCGAGUGUUUUCCAUGUACAACAAGAACGUCCCCAACCAACGCACCUAAUAAUCGAGUCACCCUCCCCCAUCCAGACAGUUACUGCUCCGCCAGACACUUGUCGUCCACUCUCUUCCACCCAAGGAACCGAACAAUCACCACCAUCGUUAGGCCGACUGCCAGUCUUGUCGCGAAGCAAACUGUAUUACAAUACCGGAUCCAACCUACCUAAUAUCUAAAACCGGUCAAGCACCACCAACAACCCCAGAGUCCAACUCUAUCAAGCAGAAAUGGACGCUACCAUGAUGCCCCAGGCCAUUGGCCAAGCUCCCUUCUACUUCUACAACCCAGAGGCCAAGAACGAGGUGCGACAACACUUCCAGCAGCAGCAGCCCAUGCAGCAGAUGCCCAUGUAUCCCAUGGUCCCUACACUGCCCUCGACUCCCGUCUACUCGCGACCCAACUCUGCCAGCAACUCGCAGCCUCCCACGCUGUACAGCAACGGUCCCGCCGUCAUGACACCAACUGCCUCGCCCCAGCCCAUGUCCCAUAAGCCUGCCAUCAUGCUGGAGAGUGAGCUGUACGACAACUCGUACUUCCCCUCGACCCCACCACUGUCGACCUCUGGAAGCACCAUCGGCAGUCCCAGCGCCUGCGAGGUGCUUCAGACUCCCAUGAACCCCAUGUUCUCGGGACUGGAUGGCAUGGACGGUAUCAAGGAGGGCCUCGAGCCCGCCGAGACAUCUGUCCUUGACUGGUCCAGCUGCGGAUCCCCUCCCAUGACACCUGUGUACCUCCAAUCUCAACUCGGCAAGGUUCCCUCGCUUAGCAACACCGCCAGCGACCUCUUGUCCACGCCUUCACUCUCGCCUUCGCCUGCUCCCUACGCGCGCUCAGUGACCACUCCUGACCACGACGUCGACUUUUGCGAUCCCAGGAACUUGACCGUCUCUGGUGCCGCCGUUAACGCCCUGACCCCCGAGUUCUCCCUGGUUGACGAGAUCAAGGUUGAGCCCAAGCCUAUCGCUGCUCAGUCCUUUGACUUCAACCCUGCUAUCCCCAACGGCCUGCCCACUUUUGAAGAUUUCUCCGACUUUGAGUCUGAGGACGACUUUGUGAACAGCCUUGUCAACCUCGGAGCUGAGCAGUCUGAUAUUGGUCGCCCCCGUGCCUGCACUGGCUCUUCCGUCGUCUCUCUUGGCCACGGUAGCUUCAUUGGUGACGAGGACCUGUCUUUUGAUGAGAACGAGGCUUUCCAGUUCCCUGCUCUUCCCAGCCCUCCCACUUGCCAGUCUGAGGACUGCCACCAAGACAAGCGCGUCAAGAAGACCCACAAGACCGAGACUGUUGCUGCUCCCGUCAUGAACGUUGCCGCUUCCACCACCCAGUCGGGCAGCGCCCAGCAGACCCCCACCCAGGCUGCUGAUGCUGCCGGCGAUGUCAGCGACUCCAACGCUUCCAGCGGUUCCGAGGCUGCUCCCACUCCUCUUCCCGCUCCCGCCAACCGCCGGGGACGUAAGCAGUCCCUCACUGAGGAUCCCUCCAAGACCUUUGUGUGCGAUCUUUGCAACCGCCGAUUCCGCCGCCAGGAGCACCUCAAGCGCCACUACCGCUCUCUUCACACUCAGGAGAAGCCUUUUGAGUGCAACGAGUGUGGCAAGAAGUUCUCGAGGAGUGAUAACCUCGCUCAGCACGCCCGCACCCACGGCAGCGGUGCCAUCGUCAUGAACCUCAUCGACGAUGACAGCCACGCCUAUGAUACCUCCAUGGUGCCUCAGCCUGCUGGAGAUGACUACAGCGCCUACGGCAAGGUCCUCUUCCAGAUCGCCUCCGAGGUUCCCGGCAGCGCCAGCGAGCUCUCAUCGGACGAGGGUAGCGACCAGGGCAAGAAGAAGCGCAAGCGCUCCGACUAAAUGGUCAUGCCAACAAAACACGACAACAUGAUCGAGACAGUCAGCCGACCAUCUUGAUAUACGCCCGAUACGACGCUGACGACCUUCUUUUUUCUCUUGGCCACUCGCUCGAGUUAGGCGGUGGUAGUAGUAGUAGGGUCACGGAACAAUUUCCAUUUGGGUUACAUCCUUGGGUAAAAGGGAUUCACAGCAAAAAAGAGUGCAAGCGGUUAUGAAUGCAUUUACACAACAUUACAACAAGAACAUCGUCGCAAUACCUGUAUCAACACUUCCAAGACCUCCUUGUUACGCCUGACGACCAGGGAGGAUAUUUGUCGUUUUCUGCUUUUGAUUUCGAGAGUUGCAUCGCGUUUGCCAGCCAACCCGGUCCCCGAGCCGGUUGAGCGAGGCUUCAAUUAUUGGGGGGAAAUUCCAUGGACACAAUUCCGGCGCGAGGGGGAAAAUUUGAAUUUUUUACAUCUGGGGAACCAAAGCUUGCAUCGAAAGAAAGGUGUGAUGGAUGAGUUUUGCCAACCAACGACAAAGACGUCCAUCAAAACUUGGCGGCUUGCCGUUCUUACACUCGUUGUAAUCAUCCCGGGCGGCCAGCAGCUGGAUCAGAGGGCUCGCCGGGACGACGUUAUCACUUGAGACGCGUGGAGGGGGUUGUUGUUUUUCGCAUACAGCUCGGCCACAUUCUUGUGUUUACUCUGCUUCAUUGUCUGUCGUUUUCCUGUUGCUGAAUUUGGAAGAUGUCGAGUACAGGAUGUGCUGGUCACAAUCAUGACAGGCACUUAUCCUCACAACAAAUCAUGUACACUUUUUAGAAACCUUGACACAACAGUCAAAUUUACAAAAUGCUGCCACCAAACUUCAAGUCCUUGUCUUUUGACUG
Molecule: messenger RNA, 2968 nt
Organism: Fusarium vanettenii 77-13-4
Lineage: Eukaryota; Fungi; Ascomycota; Sordariomycetes; Hypocreales; Nectriaceae
Exons: 3
Coding region: 472-2094 (540 amino acids)
Biological process (GO): regulation of transcription by RNA polymerase II
Molecular function (GO): DNA-binding transcription factor activity, RNA polymerase II-specific; RNA polymerase II cis-regulatory region sequence-specific DNA binding
Source: RefSeq, a predicted model, not a curated record